Bombina bombina (fire-bellied toad) is the source of this 2271-nucleotide messenger RNA. It is a transcript of the gene CAB39L, whose product is annotated as calcium binding protein 39 like. Gene Ontology annotation, molecular function: protein serine/threonine kinase activator activity. Gene Ontology annotation, biological process: intracellular signal transduction. The transcript has 9 exons. The record is from RefSeq and is a predicted model, not a curated record. NCBI's taxonomy places the organism in Eukaryota, Metazoa, Chordata, Amphibia, Anura, Bombinatoridae.
GUAAAUAGUCAAGGGGAUAUUGGCCAGUCACCAGAGGUGGAAAAGCAGCUGAUAACAGGCAUCUUAACGGUGUAUCACUUUGCAAGGAUGACCUAGUCUGCAAGCUAGUGGAAUAUAAAAAACAUUCUGCUGUUAGAAUAUCCGGCUGUGAUCGGCUUUGUGUAACCAAAUUUACUGAAGGUCUUACUUUUAAAUAUUGAAGUGUUAAACACAAACCAUAUAAAAUGAAAAAAAUGCCUUUGUUCAGUAAAUCCCACAAGAAUCCGGCUGAAAUUGUGAAAACUUUAAAGGAAAACAUGGCCUUACUAGAAAAGCAAGACAAAAAGACUGAAAAGGCCUCUGAAGAGGUUUCCAAAUCGCUACAAGCAACAAAGGAGAUUCUGUGUGGUACAGGAGACAAAGAACCUCAGACAGAGACCGUGGCUCAGCUAGCACAGGAAUUGUAUAACAGUGGCCUACUUGUGACGCUGAUAGCCAACCUACAUCUCAUAGACUUUGAGGGCAAGAAGGACGUAUCUCAGAUAUUUAACAACAUCUUGAGAAGACAGAUUGGUACUCGAUGUCCCACUGUGGAGUAUAUAAGUUCUCAUCAGCAUAUCCUCUUUAUACUACUAAAAGGAUAUGAAUCCCCACAAGUUGCCCGCUGCACUGUGGGAAUAAUGCUCCGAGAGUGGUGUACGUCAUGAACCGCGCUUGCCAAACCCGUCCUUUACGCUGAGCAGUUUGGAGACUUCUUUAAAUAUUUGGAAAUGUCAACAUUCGACAUAGCUUCUGAUGCCUUAGCUACAUUUAAGGAUUUGUUGACAAGACACAAAUUGAUGGUAGCAGAAUUCUUAGAACAGAACUAUGAUACAAUAUUUAAUGAUUAUGAAAAACUUCUUCACUCCGAGAACUAUGUCACAAAGAGACAGUCUUUGAAGCUGCUAGGUGAACUAAUUCUGGACCGGCACAACUUUUCAAUAAUGACAAAAUAUAUAAGCAAGCCAGAAAACCUGAAGCUCAUGAUGAAUUUGCUUCGAGAUAAGAGCCCAAACAUUCAGUUUGAAGCAUUUCAUGUGUUUAAGGUAUUUGUGGCAAAUCCAAACAAAACACAGCCAAUUGUGGACAUCCUGUUAAAAAACCAAACCAAGUUAAUUGAAUUCCUGAGCAGCUUCCAAAAAGAGAGAACAGAUGACGAACAAUUCUCCGAUGAGAAGAAUUACUUGAUCAAACAGAUACGAGACUUGAAAAAACCUACUCCAUGAAAGCCUCAUUGAUUUCUCUGAUUGGCAUCUACCCGAAAUUAUCUAAAUAAGUGUUUUAAAUUGUCAUGGCAUUGUCAGUGCCUCUGUUUGUUUCAAUUUAGUUUAUUAGCUGCCAAGAGUAUAAAGGUUUUAUAUUAAAACUUAAAAUAUAUAUAUAUAAAUGACCAGGUAAAUGCGUUCUUAAUCAGGUCUGUUGGAAUGUGAAUUUUAGAUUUGGGUGUUUAAAAAAGACUGGUAGAUAUAUAUUUUAUUGUGUGAGCCAGUACCAAAAAGGGUCUGUCAGAUGAGUUGUACCAGCUCAUACUGCUGAUGAAGUUUUUUUCAACAUACUCCAUAUAAAUUAUUCAGAACUUUUUUCUCAAGCUUUUCACACUCACAAUUCUCAUAAUACGGAGAAGUCAUUUAGUGCAAUUAGUGGAUGUGAUUUAGCAUUCUCUUGUCUUCUCUGGUUUUGGCACUCCUCUGUCAAGCGAGAAAAGCCUCUAGAAAAGGGUUGUACAGCAAUUUCCAAAGUUAUCGAAAAAACAGCUUUAGUCAUGUGGGGGAUGUGUAAUUUAUUUAAAUCCCACCUGCUCACUAAUAAUUAAUAAAAUAUUAAGUUUUAUCACUAUGAUUAAUAUAACUGAUGCCUGAUUGUAUAGAGUUGCUUUUUUGUAUGCAGGGACCUAUAUUUUAAUUUAUAUUUUUGAUUUCAUGAAACAUUACAAUUAUCUUUUCCUGGUGUAUAAGUCAUAAAUAAACUUUCAGGGCCAAAAGUUAAAUAUGGUGUAGACUUACUUUUUACAAUAAUACAAUAUCCAUCAUCACUGCUUCACAUAUAACUUUCAGUGUACCACAUACUGCACAAGGCGGCAUAUAUUUACAUAACUUUUAUUGAGUAGCAGCAAAAUUGACAUUAAAGAAUGUAGCAUAAUUCUCCAGCGCUAGAAUAAAUUGUCAAUUUUGUUUUAAUCUUUACAGUGGAAUGAUCUGUUGCUCUAUUCCUGUUGUAAACUUUACAACUGGUAGUAAUAAAAAUUUCAAUAAA